Messenger RNA from Triplophysa rosa, 7170 nucleotides. It is a transcript of the gene adamts5, whose product is annotated as A disintegrin and metalloproteinase with thrombospondin motifs 5. The transcript has 8 exons. Gene Ontology annotation, molecular function: metalloendopeptidase activity; zinc ion binding. Gene Ontology annotation, biological process: proteolysis; extracellular matrix organization. NCBI's taxonomy places the organism in Eukaryota, Metazoa, Chordata, Actinopteri, Cypriniformes, Nemacheilidae. The coding region runs from base 1203 to 3938 and encodes 911 amino acids. The record is from RefSeq and is a predicted model, not a curated record.
UGUAGGAAUGACCUGCGGUAACCUCGGACAGCAGAAUGAGAGCCUCACUAGUGUGCACCAGCCACCUGUCUGCCUCUCUGCCCAUCUGUCUGUCUGCCUGCAGGCAUUGAUGCUCUGUUGAGCAGAACAGGGUUUCCCAGUUGUGGAUUUCCUCCGUCACAGGAUGCUUCUCUCUCUGAUGCCCAACAUCAUUAUGCAAUAAGGUACGAGAGAUUUUACAAGUACACACACACACUAUACAUCCACAAUGUACAGAAAUGAUUUUAUGAAGAGGUACAAAUUAAAAUGAUUAAGGACACAUACAGUAUAUUAAUUAUUAAGCUAAAUUUGAUUAAUAUUUCAUUGCUGGCCUAGAAGAUAGAAAACGUUUGAGAUAGUUGGAAAUGAAUGUAAAGGCUACUGUUUAUACUGUAUGUUGUGGUCAUACAGACAUUCUCAAACAUUUGAAAUAAGAACUUUUUGUCAUCAGUGGGGGUAGUAAAUGAUGUUCACACCAGACAUGUUCUCUUGUUUUUUUAGCCUAUGUAAACAUGCAUUAAAGAAAUCACUGACGGCUGCAUCAUUACAGUUUGAUUUGGUAAUUUUGUGAAAUAAAUUUUAAAAUGCAAUCAUGUUACAAAUUUGCCUCCCACAUUUAAAGACAAUUCCAUUUGAAUGUAUGUAAGCAUCAUGCAGUACAGUAUAUUACACAAAACUCUGUACAGUACAAAAUGUCUCUGUCCACACAGUAACCUGAAAAGAUGUAUCCUUGUAAAAACGCAACAGUCGUGUUCUCGGAUGCAUGAACGCGCAUUUUUCCGCUUUGUUUUGCACGUUGUUCCGUUGUUUGUUUCUCGGCACCGGUGAGAGUCGCUCGUCGUCCCGACGGCUUUCACCGGACUUAGAUUCCGACACACACACAAACAGAAUGAGAGAGGAGGAGGGCUGGUGUGAGAGAGAGAGAGUGCAAAGGGGGCAGGACUCUUUCUCUCUCUCUUUCUCUGGUGCUUUUAAGAGGAAACUUUGUGUUUUGUUCUACAAGUUCACUUUAGUUCCUCCACGUCUAUUCUCGCGCCUCUCUCGUGUUUAUUUUGUAGAAGAUGCGCACGCGGACAAAUGGACCCGUUUCCUAAAUUCGUCUUAAAUAUCUCAUGCAUGGAUUGCAAAAGUCUUUGACUAAACGACACAUUGGACUAAACCACAUUUCUCCAUCGGAUUAAAUCAUGUGGCGGAUUGUUUUGUUGUGCUGCGCGCUGUCCGAUGCGUUGCGCGCAUCUGGCUCCGUUGCGUUCAGCGCGUUCUCUACACCUGCCAAAGCGUCCUUGCGCACACCUGCCCACCGGACCGGCGGCGUCGUGCGCACUGUGGAUCGGAUAUAUCACGGGGGAGGGAAAGCGGGUUAUCUGUUAUACAUGGACGGCAGGCGGUUUCAGUUGGAUAUGGAGCGGGAUGAGUCGAUAUCGUCCCGUUACUUAAGCACUGGAGAGGACGCACCGCCGCUGCGCCGGGAAUGCGUUUACCGCGGAACCGUGAACACAAACGCAGAGUCUCUGGCGGUGUUUAGUCUGUGUGGCGGUGGACUUCAGGGGUUCUUUGCCGUGGAUCACGCCCGGUACACCAUCACGCCUCUCAUACGGGCAAAAGGACACGAGAACGACGUGCGUAUAGUCGAGGAUGCUGACGCGACGCACUCUCUCCACUAUUACACCCGCGAGCGCUUCAGUUUCAAAGCCAUGCCCGAGCUGCACAGCUGCGGCACGCGUGACGCGAAAAAACGCAAACGGACGCGCAAACCCCCCCGUCACGGUGAGGAUGAUUACGCGCGUGGACGAAACUGGUGGGCAAAGUUCGUCAAGUCAGACGCGACGAAGCGACGCAAAAGGUCCGUGUCUCGCGCCCGGCACGUGGAGCUCCUGCUGGUCGCGGAUGACACUAUGACGAAGAAAUACGGGAAGGACCUGCAUCACUACCUGUUGACGCUCGCAUCAAUCGCGUCCAAACUAUACGGUCACGCCAGCAUCGAAAACCCCAUUCGCUUGUCAGUGGUAAAGGUCGCGGUUCUGGUCGAGGGCGAGAAGGGGAUUGAUGUCUCCAAAAACGCAGCGGCGACCCUCAAGAGUUUCUGCAAGUGGCAGAACCAGCAGAACCCCCUGGAUGAUGACCACCAGCAUCACCAUGACGCCGCCAUCCUCUUCACCAGGCAGGAUCUGUGUGGACAUCAUUCAUGCGACACUCUCGGCAUGGCUGACGUGGGCACCGUGUGCUCUCCAGAGAGGAGCUGUGCCAUCAUCGAGGACGACGGGCUGCACGCGGCGUUCACCGUGGCGCACGAGAUCGGACAUCUUCUGGGCCUGUCUCACGACGAUUCCAAGUUUUGUGAGGAACGCUUCGGCGCCACUGAGGACAAGCGGCUCAUGUCAUCCAUCCUGACCUCCAUCGAUGCCUCCAAACCCUGGAGCCGCUGUACGUCGGCCACCAUCACAGACUUCUUCGACGACGGCAACGCCGAGUGUCUGUUGGAUUCCCCUCGCCAGCCUCUGUUGGGUCCAGAAGAGCUCCCCGGUCAGAGUUACGACGCCGCCCUUCAGUGCCGUUUAGCCUUCGGCCCGGAGUACACCGUGUGCCCGGGCAUGGACGUGUGUGCCCGUCUGUGGUGUGCUGUGAUCAGGAAGGGCCAGAUGGUUUGUCUAACCAAGAAACUUCCGGCUGUAGAAGGUACACCGUGCGGCAAGGGAAGAAUCUGUCUGCAGGGGAAAUGUGUGGACAAAACUCGCAAGAGACACUAUUCGACGUCUAACCAUGGGAGCUGGAGCUCAUGGGGUCCAUGGGGUUCGUGUUCUCGCACAUGUGGCGGCGGCGUCCAGUUUGCACAUCGUCUCUGCAAUAACCCCCCGCCACGCAACAACGGGCGCUACUGCAUGGGAAAGAGAGCCGUCUACAGGUCCUGUAACGUCAGCCCGUGCCCACCAGCCGCUAAGAGUUUCAGACAGGAGCAGUGUGUGCUCCGGAACGGCCCUCAAACAGACCCUAAAGGAGUGAAGACUUUCGUUGAAUGGGUACCAAAGUAUGCAGGAAUUCUUCCUAAAGACAUGUGCAGGUUGACCUGCCGAGCGAAAGGGACGGGAUACUACGUGGUGUUCUCCCAGAGGGUGAUUGACGGGACAGAAUGCCGGCCGCACAGCAGCUCCGUGUGUGUUAAAGGAAAGUGUGUGCGCACGGGCUGCGACGGAAUUAUUGGCUCUAAACUUCAGUUUGACAAGUGCGGCAUCUGCGGGGGGGACGGAAACAGCUGUAUCAAAGUGGCUGGAAAUUUCACCAAGAAGAGUAAGGGCUACACUGAUGUCGUGAAGGUUCCCGAGGGCUCGACGCACUUCAAAGUGCGGCAGUACAAACCUAAAGGCCAAACGCGAUACACAGCUUACCUCGCUUUGCGCCGACCCGGUGGAGAAUACCUUCUGAACGGCAAGUUCAUGAUCUCCACAUCAGAGACGGUCAUCCCCCUCAAUGGCUCCGUUCUUAACUACAGCGGGUGGAGCCAGCGAGACGAGUUCCUUCACAGCAUGGGCCCUGGAGCAAUACAAGAAAGCCUGCUGGUGCAGGUGCUCGCCACGGACGCUAAGAAGCCUCUAGACAUCCGUUAUAGCUUCUUCAUGCCCCGUAAAACGCCACUUCCGCCUUGGACGUCCAUCGCAUCUUCGGGCACUGCUGCGGCGCUGUCGUCUGCUGAGAUCUUGACGUUCACUACUGAGGUUCCGGCGACGACGGAGCCUUCGACAAUGAUGCCCCCAGCAGGACCCCAGUGGGUGAUGGGACCAUGGAUGGUGUGCUCUAGGACUUGCGAUACGGGCUGGCAGAGUCGCACAGUGCAAUGCAAAGACACACAGGACAAACUGGCAAAAGGCUGUCCGCUCGGCACCCGGCCUUCGGCGUUCAAACACUGCCUGAUAAAAAAGUGUUGAGGACCGAUGAAACGAACUGAGGAGGGAUGUAGUUCCCGGUCGACCGUGACAGGUGUCCAGCAGAGACACGGGCUACGUGGAGCACAUAGACGCUUACAUGACUGAACCGUUGUUGGUUCGUGUAGACUGACAGUUGUGUUUGUAUAAAUGCUGUUCCAUGAUCUAAACACAAUCGCUGUGGGAUCCCGCAAUUGUGUUGUUUUGCGACUUGGACACAGAGCUUCAGCUCUUGCCUCAAAUGUGGAAAAGUGACCGGCAGAUCGGUCGCUCGAUGUAGCUCUGCCCCUACGACAAAACCGCAACCAUUUCCUGACAACAACCCUUAGCACAGAUAGUACAGUACGUUGACACUGUCAGCAUUUUAGUCGCUGUUUAAAAGUGUUAUUGGUUGCUAGUUGCGCUCCUACUCGACUGCAGUAUCCAAAUGCAUCAGAUCAUGAGCUUCAUUCAUCGUCUUGCGUUGGUAGUCAUCACUGCUCAUUAAGUUGAUCUCAACACAGACUGCCUUUCAUGAAAUGAAAUGACUUCAGGUCGUGUGUCACUGCAAAUCGCCUUGGAUUAAGUGUCUGUCUAUUCUAAAAUAAGCUCAAAGCAAUGCAGACUGCUGAACGUCUAGAGUCGGCAAUCCAAAAAUCUAAUAUGGUUGUUCAGAAAAGAACGUCAGGUUCAGUUUAUCCUGAACGACUGAUUACGACAUCUGAUGUGUGCUCAAGUGUGUGUAUGUUUGGCCACGCCCCCAUUAUUUACGUACAAAAACAUGACCAAAAAAUACCAUGGUAUUUUGGACAGUGGACCAUUAUAGUGCCAGUGUAUGUGAAUUUCAGUGCCAUUGUGUUUGUCAGGGUACCACAGUACAACAAUCUGAUACCUUCAGAGUACAUUUUUAAAAAAUAAAGGUUCCUUAAAGGGACAGUUCAGCUAAAAAUGAAACUUCUCUCACCAUUUAUUCACCCUCAAGUUGUUCCAAACCUAUAUACAUUUUUUUGUUCUGUUGAACACAGAGAAAGAUAUUUGGAAGAAUGUCAGACAUUUUUAGUUCUGGGACAUCAUUCGCUACCAUAGGAAAAAGGUUUUUUUUGUUCUGUUGAACACAGACUUAGAUAUUUUGAAGAAUUUAAGAAUGCAAACCGUUCUGGGGCACCUUUGACUACCAUUUUAUUUUUUCCUACUAUGGUGGUCAAUCAUGUUCCAGAACUGAAACUAACUGUCAUUCUUCCAAAUAUCUUCCUUUUUGUUCAGCAGAUCAAAGUGAUUUAUACAGGGUUGGAACAACUUGAGGAUGAGUAAAUGAUGACAGAAUUGUCAUUUUUGGGUGAACUGUCCCUUUAAAGGUUCUCUGUUGGGCUGUAUGGUUCUAUAAAGAACUUCUAAAAUCCACGGAAUUUUUCUGUGGCACAAAAGGUUCUUUAUAUUGGAAAGAGGUGUUUUUUUAUGCUAUAAACAUGUAAGAAAGAAAUGGGGGUUUUAAGAGCAGUUAAGAACAAGUUUUAGGAAAAAGAACCUGAAAGGUGAUUCUUUCAUGGCGUCCCUUUAGAGAUUCCUUUUUAGCAUCUUUAUUUUUCAGACUGUACUAUAGUAACAUCACUGUGCUUUUUUGAAGUGUCUGUACUCAAGCGUGUUCCCUGAACACUCGCAACCAGCCAAUCAUAUUCAGAAUCACUCCAUUUCCAUGGCAGUGGUGUUUUUGGUCCCCGCACUACUGUUCCGCAGCUUGGCUUCGUUUCUGAGACCAAACUUUAGGAAAUAAUGACACGCAGUGUUUUUAUGCUGCAUGGCUAAAAUAAACAAACAGUCUGGAGGCCUUUUGAUGUGACUCGCUUUAACGGUCGCUGAUGAACUGAACUUCCCUACGCCAGACUACACACAGGUCAGAUGUCGUAAUGCCCCCCUUUCAACUAAGUGUGUGUUAAAGGGAUACUUCACCCAAAAAUUAAAAUUCAGUCAUCAUUUACUCACCUUCGAGUUCCAAAUCUGUAUAAAUGUCUUUUUUCUGAUGAACACAGAGAAAGAUAUUUGGAAGAAUGCUUAUAACCAAACAGAUUUUGCCCCCCAUUGACUCCCAUAGUAGGAAAAAAUACUUUAUCGUUGUUUUUGUUCUGUUGAACACAAAAGAAGACAUUUUGAAGAAUGUAGGACAGCAAACAGUUCUGGGGCACUUUUGACUACCAUUGUUUUUUUUCCUACUAUGGGAGUCAAUGGGGGACAAAAUCUGUCUGGUUAUAAGCAUUCUUCCAAAUAUCUUUCUCUGUGUUCAUCAGAGCAAAGAAAUUUAUUCAGAUUUGGAACAACUCGAAGGUGAGCAAAUGAUGACAGAACUUUCAUUUUUGGGUGAAGUAUCCCUUUAAAGCCUUCACGCUAGUCAUACACUAGAAUAAGCGUGCGUAUGCUCACUUCUUAAAGAUACAGUUCACCCCAAAAUUCUUUCAUCAUUUAUUCACUCUCAUGUCAUUUCAAACCUGUAUGGCUUUCUUUUUUCUGCAAAACACAAAAGAAGAUAUUUUGAAGAACGUUGUUAAGCAAACAACAUUGAUCCUCAUUGACGUCCAUUGUAUGGACACAAAACCACUGAGACAUUUCUCAAAAUAUGUGCAGACGUACAGAAAAAAUAGUCACAUACAGGUUUUGAAAUGACAUGAUGGUGAAUAAAUGAUGACAAAUUUUUUAUAUUUGGGUGAACUGCCCGUUUAAACAAUGUGAUGUGAUGUGAUGUGAGCAAUGUCAGGUGCUUUUCUAAAUUCUCUCUGUCUCUCUCUCUCUCGCUCUCUCUCUAAUCACAUCUCUCCAAAGACGUGUCAUGUGACCUGCGACAGGUGCGAUUCCUCACUGAUAUCUGCGCGGUAAAAGCAACAGUUAAUGCAUCGGUCCAAAAAGUAAUCUUAAAAGUUGAUUCAUUUCAGCACAGAUUCACUUCACUGAACUCAUGAGAUUGGUGAACGGAAUCAAAACUUGAUAUAUUUCAUCUGUAAUUGUAAUGCAGGAAUGUCUUCACUCAUCUCAGCAGAAAAUAGCCGUUGUACUGAAUACACACAGCACUGAUUUUAUAAUUUAUUGUUUGUACUGGUAUGUGAAAAAGAAAACACAUGAAUUUUAUUUAUUGUUCUAGUCACUUUUGUCUCAUAGUUACUAUUUAACUAGAAAUAUGACUGAGCGGAAUAUUUCCUUUCUAAGAAAUUGUUUUUUAAACCAUCUUCAUGAAUAUAUUUGUAUAUAAAAAUCACUAUAUUUAAAAGUU